CAACACUGGAUCGUUACGCUAGACGCACGUUUUCCGAGGUAAAACAAUUAACUAAAACCGCGCAUUUCCGCAAUGGCGUCACCAUUUUUGCCUGGAAAUUCUCCCAAUAUGCACCUUCUGAAGGAUAAAUUCCACAAAUCCCAACAUUUCGACUACAUCAGCGGUGUUCUGCUGACCGGAAUAGAGAAACCGGGCAUCGGCGGAGAACUGUUGCCGGGGCAGCGACUCAAACCCAAAUCUUCUGUCUAUCCCAAAGCAGCGACUGGUGGUUUGCCGUCGUGGGUUGCCUUUGACAAACAGGCACUCUGUUUUGAGGCAUAUUUUCAAGAAGCGGUGCCAGAUGCUCCCAGUGAGAUGAACAGAAUCCGGAAGUGUAAGAUCUACUUCUACCUGGAAGAUGAUACCAUACAAGUGGUUGAACCUGAGUACAAAAACAGUGGAAUUCCUCAAGGGACUCUGAUUCGUCGCCAACGCAUCCCGUUGCCGCCACCCAAGCAGGAGCAGUUCUACAACGUGUUCCACUUUAACCUCCAGCAGCAGAUGGUAUUGUUUUCCCACACGUUCACGGUGACCAACUGUGACCAGUUCACCAGAAACUUUCUGGCUAAAUGCGGAGUGAUACUCAAUGACCCCGUUGCUGUGCCCGAAGACCCUUACCGUAACCUCCGGGAAAAGAUGGAGAAAAGCAUGAGUCCACUGCGGCCCUACGAGAAACGAGACACUCUCAGACAGUUUUUGGAACACGACCGGAAAGUUCUACGGUUCUUCUGCUUUUGGGACGACACUCAGGCCGUGUGCGGGGAUCUCCGAGAGCUCGUGCUGCACUACUUCCUCGCCGACGAUACCAUCGAGAUUAGGGAAGUCAUCCAGCCGAAUUCCGGGAGAGCCUCAGCGUCCAAAUUCCUCCGUCGCAGCAAGCUACCUAAGCAGGCUUCAAACCAAUUGAAUCUACCAGGAGAGGUGACCAACCGCACCGUGCUUAAUGUCUUGGCCUCCAGCAGAAAAGGAGACCGCUUCCUACUGGACAGCCUUAAAACGGGGGCCAUCCAAGAAGAAUUUUAUAAGGAUUGUGAUUUGAAAGUCGGAGGCGAGCUUAAUGUGUGGGGCAGGAAGGUGACUAUUGCUGACUGUGAUGAUUUUACUAAAGACUACUACCGCUCCAAGUACGGCACAGAGGUGUUUAACACAGUGCAAUACAAAGCUCCCGUAGCCCCAAAGCCCCCCAGGCUUGUACCUCCUUAUAAUGGAUUUGGUUCGGAGGAGGACUCGCUAAGCUCCUGCCAGCAUCUGCUACCCAAACCCCCACAGAAAGAUCUCCACAAGUUCAUGGAAUAUGAAAGAUGUGGCCUCGAGAGUAAUGUGCUCAAGUUCUACGCCAAGAUGGUGACCACCAGUCAAGUGGACAGCGACAGGGAAUUCAUCAUCUCUUUCUACCUGAGCGACGACUCCAUCAGCGUGUUUGAGCGCACGCAGAAGAACUCUGGUGUGCUGGGCGGCAUGUUUCUGGCGCGGGGUCGCAUUAAAAAACCAGGCCAGGAGUUGUUUAAGAGCGAACCCUCCGAGUACUUCGCCGCCCAAGAUCUGCACGUUGGGGCCAUCCUCGACCUCAACAACCGGCUAUUCCAGCUGCUCGAUGCUGACGAGUACACCUUCAAGUACUUGGAGCAACAUGCUGAGCAGUUCCCCAAAGCUAACAUAGGCAGCAUCCUGGCUAAACUACGGUUGAUUCCGGAGGAGAAGCAACGAGAAAUCAGGAACGUCUUGACCCUCAGUGAUCCAACCAACACUGGAUUUGUCACCUUUGACUCAUUCAGGAGCCUGCUGAUGGCAUCGGAAUGCGGUCUGAGCGAGCAUGAGGUUUUGGUGCUGGGACGAUCUUUCUCCGAGCACCAGCAGCCUGAGAUGGACCUUGCCCUGAUGCUGGCCGUGGCCCAGGACGUCCUCAAGAAGAAGGACUUUGACCAGCUCCCUGACAUGACCAGACUGUUUGAACAGCACGACCUCAGCAAAACGGGCCGCGCAUCCACCAAAGAGGCGAUGACCAUCUGUAAAGCCUUCCAGCUUCCCCUGUCUGACAACUUGCUGACAAGUCUGCUCGAGAAGUUCGCAGACGGGGACCAGAUAGACUACCACGCCUUCCUGGCUGGCAUCAACUGGCUGGAGCACCCUGCUCCCCCCGUCAUGCCCGAUGACACGCUAAAGUUUAACGUGAGGCUGCGACGUGAAGCCGGCGGAGUGAAAAACAUCAAUUACUCAUCUCUGGUGCAGGAAGUGUUCCCGAUUGUCUCCAACGCGGUCGACCCGGACGGCGCGGCAUCGGCCUAGAUGAGUGCGCUAAAUCCAAACACGAGUUUGGAAACUGAAUAAGAAAACAAAAGAUAAAUCACUUGAUAAAUGAUUCAUUUUAAUUGUCUUAUAAGCAACGACAGUAAGUAGUCCUUCCAUUAUGCAUUUAUCACACGCUAACAUGAGGAUGCUAUCACAACAAAAUUCACCUUGACUCCAUUUGCCUUGUGAUGAUGUGACUUAUGAGUUUGGCAGUGGCUUUUUCCUCCUUUUCUCAUCUUCUGGAUUCCCUCCGACGCACCUACGGGGGUGCCAAACUUUGUCAACGCGCGUCUUAUUUUGGGAUGCGUUAAGUGUCAUUCAUGGCCAACAUUUAUCAUCUUUUGUCUAAUUCUCUUUAGGGGUGUCUCUCGUCACAUGGAGCCAUGCGAGGGAAACGGAUGAGCUCAUUAUAUUUGCAUGUUUUCCAGGCAUCCAUUCCAGAAUGCAUGUUGUCAAAUGCACUUCAUUAGGAGGACUGCAAUUUCCCGCUAUUUUGUGGUCCGGACUACCCGCUACUCUAAUGUCAACUAGGGAUGUACCAUAAGCAAAAUUCUUGGCCGAAUAUUGGCGACGUUUGGCUGAAAGGCAAUUCGUUUUAAUUUUUUUAAUGAUUUCAUUGUUUUCUGAUUAAUGCCCUCUGCUUUGGAAUUGGUUCUACAGCACUCUACAACAUUUAGUUUGAUUCUAAAACCCCAUGGGAGGGUGUGUUCCUGGUGUUCUUUCAGAUUUUGAUCCUCAUCAGAAAUUGCAAAUUGCACCUUCAACACCAUACUUUUAAUCACCGUAGGCAGAGUUUGACGUUUGGGGCGGACGGGCGGGGGGGCACAACAUGUUGAUGACCCCAAAACGCAGUGGCAGCAAUAAAAUUAACUUACAACUUACUGCUAGUGUUAUCAUAAUUAAUAAAUAAAGCAUAAUGCUACUAUUCUUUACCUCUGGUAUAAUUGGGGGAAUAAAAGCAUGGCAUUUUAG
Corythoichthys intestinalis (scribbled pipefish) is the source of this 3300-nucleotide messenger RNA. It is a transcript of the gene efhc2, whose product is annotated as EF-hand domain (C-terminal) containing 2. The record is from RefSeq and is a predicted model, not a curated record. The transcript has 15 exons. The coding region runs from base 73 to 2325 and encodes 750 amino acids. Gene Ontology annotation, biological process: mitotic spindle organization; regulation of neuron projection development; mitotic cytokinesis. Gene Ontology annotation, cellular component: axoneme; mitotic spindle; microtubule. NCBI's taxonomy places the organism in Eukaryota, Metazoa, Chordata, Actinopteri, Syngnathiformes, Syngnathidae. Gene Ontology annotation, molecular function: alpha-tubulin binding.